Molecule: messenger RNA, 999 nt
Organism: Hansenula anomala
Lineage: Eukaryota; Fungi; Ascomycota; Saccharomycetes; Phaffomycetales; Wickerhamomycetaceae
Exons: 1
Coding region: 1-999 (332 amino acids)
Biological process (GO): fungal-type cell wall organization
Cellular component (GO): fungal-type cell wall
Molecular function (GO): structural constituent of cell wall
Source: RefSeq, a predicted model, not a curated record
AUGCAAUACAAAUACUCUUUAUUGACUGCUGCUUCCUUAGUUGGUUCAUCAAUUGCUGCUUACAUUCCAUCUGAACCAUGGGCUACUUUAACUCCAAAAGAACCAGCUCCAUCUGGUGCUGUUACUGAUUACACCAAAACUUUUGGUAUUGCUGUUGUUCCAUUUGCUACUUCAUCUGCUGCUCCAAAAGCUAAAAGAGAUGUUGUUUCUCAAAUUGGUGAUGGUCAAAUCCAAGCUACCACCGCUACUGCUAAACCAUCAGCUCAAGUUGUUUCUCAAAUAGGUGAUGGUCAAAUCCAAGCCACUACUUCAACUGCUCCAGCUCCAAAACCAACUGCUCAAGUUGUUUCUCAAAUUGGUGAUGGUCAAAUUCAAGCCACUACUUCAACUGCUAAACCAACUGCUCAAGUUGUUUCUCAAAUUGGUGAUGGUCAAAUUCAAGCUACCACUUCAACUGCUGCUCCAAAAUCAACUGCUCAAGUUGUUUCACAAAUCGGUGAUGGUCAAAUCCAAGCCACUACUUCAACUGCUCAAGUUGUCUCACAAAUUGGUGAUGGUCAAAUCCAAGCUACUACUAAAACCACUGAUGUUGCCUCCCAAAUUGGUGAUGGUCAAGUCCAAGCUACUUCAACUGCUUCAUCAGCUAAAGCCACCGAAAGUUCAUCAGGUAAAGAUUCAGGUAUUGACGUUCAAUCAAGUUCUUGUUUAACUGAUUCAUCAUUAGCUUUAACUUUGAAAGAUUCCGUUUUAACAGAUGCUCAUGGCCGUAUUGGUUCAAUUGUUGCCAACAGACAAUUCCAAUUUGAUGGUCCACCACCACAAGCCGGUGCCAUCUACGCUGCUGGUUGGUCUAUCACUGAAGAUGGUAACUUAGCUAUUGGUAACGUUUCCACUUUCUACCAAUGUUUAUCAGGUAACUUCUACAACUUAUAUGAUGAAUCAUUAGGUGAACAAUGUCAUCCAAUCCACUUAGAAAUUGUUGACUUAGUCAAAUGUUAA